AGUGAUUAUUUUCCACGUCACACCGCAGCCCGAAUUUCAACGUCAAGCGAACGCCGAACAGUCAUGCUGAUUGAGAAUAGAACAUUGCGCGCAAUUAAGGACAAUUUUCAUAAUCUCUAUGCAAUUUAAAUAUUGACAUUCCGCUUUUCUGUUUUCAGGAAAAGGUAUCAACUCCCCCUUGUGGGGUAAAAGGUAGCUGUGGUUGCCCUGACGUUGGAUACGCACAGUUCUACCUGUCCGUCUCUUGUACGAGGGAAAGGCCGGAAACGAUGGCGGAACUCCCCGGAUCAGAACCCCGAAUUUACAGUUUUGGGAAAGUCGCAUGUGGGAUACUGACUCACGUGCUUUGUGUUGUCUUCACUGUGCUUAUCACGGUAUUGGCCAAGCCUGGAACAAGUUUGUUCUCUUGGCACCCUUUCCUGAUGACACUGGCGUUCUCCCUCUUCAUGACAGAGGCUGUGCUCCUCUUCUCUCCACAUUGCUCUCCCAUUCGGAAGCUUUCCCACAAGACCAAGGGGCGUGUCCACUGGAUCCUGCAGUGCCUCUGUGCCAGCUGUGCCACCCUGGGCCUGGCAUCCAUCUUCUACAACAAGCACCUGAAUGGCAAGCCCCACUUCGCCUCGUGGCACGGCCUGGUGGGCCUGGGGACAUUGUGUGUUGUUGGGGUGCAGUCUCUGGCCGCUCUGCCCCUCCUCUACCACUCCCUGGCUAAGGGGUGGUCCCUGGCUAAGCUAAAGCGCUACCACGCAGCGUCUGGCCUAGUCACAUACCUGCUGGGAAGUGUCAGUCUGCUCCUGGGCAUAUGCUCAGUGUGGUUUACAGGCGCUGUGGGAGGAUACACCUGGUACCUGGUAGCACUGUGCCCUGCCCUCAGCACCCUGGUCAUCAUGAGCCAGGUGUCCAAUACCUACAUGGCUAAGAAACGGCUGGUGUCCUAACCAGGCUGGCCGACCUAAACCAAGCUCACAAACAUCAGCCAUAAACUAUUACUGUAUUCAAAUGAAGCUUUAAUAAAAGCUUUACCGUAAGGCUAUCUUUGGAAGACCAACCUGCAUUCUGCCUAAUGUCCAAAAGUACCAGUGCCUUAUAUUGGUGAAAUUAUGAUUUUGUUACAUCUACAGCUGAACUAGUUCUAAUUUCAAAGUUUGGUCUUUGUAUGUUAAUUCUACCUUGAGCAAAAAAAGUGCAAGGAAUCAUCAA
Oncorhynchus nerka (sockeye salmon) is the source of this 1200-nucleotide messenger RNA. It is a transcript of the gene cyb561d2, whose product is annotated as transmembrane reductase CYB561D2. The transcript has 4 exons. NCBI's taxonomy places the organism in Eukaryota, Metazoa, Chordata, Actinopteri, Salmoniformes, Salmonidae. Gene Ontology annotation, cellular component: endoplasmic reticulum. The record is from RefSeq and is a predicted model, not a curated record. Bases 270 to 938 code for a protein of 222 amino acids. Gene Ontology annotation, molecular function: heme binding; transmembrane monodehydroascorbate reductase activity.